CGGCGCCGAAAGAGUAGCAUGGAGGACAAAAGCUUUGACUCCCCGACCCAGCCCAAGCGGCCACGAGUGUUCUUCACAGAGGACCAAAAAGAUUCCCUGCGGCAGGCCUACAACCAAGAUCCAUACCCGAACCAGAGCACCAUCGAAGCCCUGGCCAAAAGCUUAAACGUGGGCGUGAAAACCGUAAUUAACUGGUUUCACAACCACCGCAUGAGAGCCAAACAGCAACAUCAUCUACCCGGAGAUGCCUCCGUCAAGUCAGAACCAGAUGAGAGUUCCAACCAGAGCGACAUAUCGAGCAUGUCGGGGGAUUGGAUAUUCCCCAAGUUUGAGCCCAUGGCCCUGAAACGAAAUGUGCCUUCUGUUAAUGAAGAUAAUGAGGAAGAUAAUAAAGAAAAUAAUGGUGGGUUAGAUGAGGAUGAUGGUGAUGAAAUGGAUGAGCCCGAUGGAUUGGAUGCUGCAUCCAGCAUACACAACAACACUAAACCUGCGGAUAGUGGCAGCAGCGGUGGGGACGUUGAGCAGCCAGAGAGUGAAGAUGGAGAGAGUGAGAAGACUGAAGGAGAGGACGUGAGUGAUGGUGUUCAGCAGUGGGCCAAGUCCAGGGAAGAUGGUUUCUCAGAUAAUCACAGCAGUUCGGCCACAGCAAACGGCAACAGCGGCUGUGGUGUUAGCAGACGUAAGCGCUCGAACCCUCAGCGUAUUUACGAAGGUGCCCAGUUGGAAUGGGUACCUGGAGAUCCCAUUCGCGACGUCGUUAGUGAAGAUAUUCAUGGGUCUUCAGAACCUCCUGUGGCCUGCAACGAAGUUCAUCCAACCAGUUCUGGUGGCAGUAUUCAGACAGACACCCCGAAUGAGCAUGAUUCAUUGCUGGCAAACGGGAUCGGUGCUGACCCCAACACAGCCACUUCAUCACCAUGUCCCAACAACGUAGAGUUAGAUAAAACAGCCAGUUGCAGCAAGGCAGCCAUAAACAAUCAUCAGAGUGACCCGAACGUCCACCGAAUUCAGAAAAUUGAGAAGAUUCAGAAAGCCAUCAAAUCAGUGGUUGAAAAGUGGGACUUUGAGGAGGAUGGGGAGAAAUCGUCAUCGAUUGAGAAGAUUCAGAAACACAUAGAAACAGCAUCCUCCUGUGAUGAUUGGGCUUUCUGA
This is a messenger RNA of Candidula unifasciata, 1152 nucleotides long. The record is from the annotation of a GenBank genome assembly. Lineage: Eukaryota; Metazoa; Mollusca; Gastropoda; Stylommatophora; Geomitridae.